UCUCCGGAAGGGGAAGUCGCAGUGCUCGGCCUGUCUUCCCCAUGUUAUGAUGCUUCUGGCUACAGCACUAGCAUUGGCAAGGUCACCCACGUGUGAGAGCUGAGGAGACCGAAGAGGAGAAGGAUAUACCAUCUUCCUUCACCAUACUGGCACAAUGUCUUCCAUUGGUGGGACUCGCCUUGGUAUGUGCAUGCAGCGAUAUGGACCUCUGGUUUGGGCAUCCAUGUUAUGUUGCCACAGGCAAGGAUCGAAUGUUGCAUCGCUGAUGGUACCCUUUAAUGAUGCAACACAUCAAACUGGUUGUCGUAGAAUGUCAGCAAUUGCAGGUCAGAAGAACACUGAGACCUUUGUGGACUUGCAAGAUUUCACCCAUGAACUUAAGGUAGCAGAGAAAAUAAGGAAGUUUCGGAGGUUUAUUGGAGACCCAAGUAUGGCAAAGACUUUUUUAAAGUGCCUGCAGCCAUGGGAUGACAGAGGAAAUGGGCCUAUUAUUUUGGAAUGCGACCCAGGCCCAGGAAUAUUGACACAGACAUUACUAGCCGCUGGUGCCAGAGUGGUUGCACUUGAAAGCAAUAAAGAUUUCCUUCCCUCCUUACAGCUUUUAGAGAACAACAUGGAUGGCCAGCUAGAGGUUGUUCACUGUGAUUUCUUUAAAUUGGAUCCCUUGGGACAUGGAACCAUGCAGCCUCCAGUUAUGUACUCCAGUGUACUCUUCAAUUCACUUUGCAUACCAGAAGCCCCCUGGAUAAAAGAUGUUCCUUUCAAAGUCUUUGGAAUCUUGCCGCAAAAAAAUGAAAGCACUUUUCUUUGGAAGCAGAUUUAUAAUCUUUUUGAGAGAAAUUCUAUAUACAGAUAUGGAAGAAUUGAGUUAAAUGUGUUUAUAAGCGAAAAACAAUAUACGAAAUUGGUUUCUCAACCUGGGGACAUGCGCAAUUACCAGGCUCUGAGCGCGUUAUUUCAGGCAUCGUGUGACAUUCAGCUACUGCAUAUGGAGCCUUGGUCAUCUUUUUUGACACCUUUAAGAUUCAAAGGAGCCGCAAUACCAAGAAGUGUGAUUGUUCCAAAUGAUCAUCUAUGUUUAGUACGAAUAACUCCACGAAGAGAUCUAUUUACCGAUAGUCUGACUCGAGAAAAUGGGAAUACGUUUAUUGUAAUGGUAAAGCAGUGCCUUGGAAAGAGAAAAGCAAAACUUGUAGAUCGAUUGAAUUCCUGGGAUCCAGGAAAUGGCCACAAACUGUUAAGACAGUUAGCUCUUCCUGAGGACAUACAAACAGGAAAUGUUUCUCCUGAACAAUAUAAACAACUUUUUGAAAUCAUGGAGUGUUCAGAAGAGUUCAACAAGAGUUGGAUUUUUGAUGAAACUUUAGAAGAUCUGCAACAGAAUGCAUUUUCAAUGUAAAAGGCUUUAACAGUGCAAAAAGACUGACGUGCAAGGAAGUAGUUGUCUAUGCUAGAGAGUGUUGCCAUUGCUUUCCAUGCAAAGUGUUGUCAUUCCAGUGGAUGUGCGGAAGAAUUAUUUUUGUGCGGGUACUGGAAAAAUAUUGAAAAUCAUCUACCAAAUUAACUUUAACAAGACCACUAUUUUUAAUUAUCAGUCAAAAGCACCUUAUGUGAUGGUUUUCUUGUUAAAAAAAACCCAAAAACAUUUGUAAAUAAUUUAGUGAAACUGAAAAACAACAAGAUGUAAAUAAACAUAUACAAAUGCAUUUAUGAAUAUAAACUUUUUUCUGCCAAAA
Xenopus tropicalis (tropical clawed frog) is the source of this 1736-nucleotide messenger RNA. It is a transcript of the gene tfb2m, whose product is annotated as transcription factor B2, mitochondrial. The coding region runs from base 155 to 1399 and encodes 414 amino acids. Gene Ontology annotation, biological process: rRNA modification; rRNA methylation. NCBI's taxonomy places the organism in Eukaryota, Metazoa, Chordata, Amphibia, Anura, Pipidae. The record is from RefSeq and is a predicted model, not a curated record. Gene Ontology annotation, cellular component: mitochondrion. Gene Ontology annotation, molecular function: rRNA (adenine-N6,N6-)-dimethyltransferase activity; RNA binding. The transcript has 9 exons.